UUACAUACAUAAGAGCUGCAGCAGCAUGAAGGACUAUUUGUGGGCUAGUCAUAAUAAGCAAGAGUUAUUGGCACCCCAAACGCCCAAACUAUAUUAGGGCUUUUCAUAUAAACGUGUAAAUGCCUUGUAACCGCGUUGAUGUACUUAAUUUUGUAAGCAAAACCGGUUUAUAUACGAGGUUUACGCAACAUCUUACGUAAAAAUCUAAAUAAAUACAAAUGCAAAUACGCGGUUACGAGACAUUUACGGGUUUAGAUGAAUACCCAUACCGAAUAGGAAAUAUUAUUAUUAAUCAGUUCAUUUCGUUAUCAACAGAUAAGAUAAGGAUGUUUAUCUCUCAUAGACUGGAAAAAACACCUGCAUUCGGGAACUUUUGAUAGGUUCGUUAUUGGAAAUACUGAAUACUACUGAUAAGGAGGUUUAUCGUUCACGCUAAAAAAGAACAUCUGCUGCGUUAGCCACUGAAGUUGGAUUGGGAAGUUUCAUUUUUUUUUUUUAAUAUUUCAGUACGAAUUUAUACGCUCACCGAACUAGACUCGUUUCUUCGUUGUAUAUCGAGUCUUUACGUAUUGUAAACGAAAACUAAAAAUGUAUCAAGCCGCUCAUACAGGUGACAAUAAUUAUGGCGCUUACGAUGCUGAGGGCGCAAAAAGCUUCUCUUUCGAUGAUGAGAGCAUACGAAAAGGCUUCAUACGGAAAGUUUACUCAAUACUUAUGGUACAAUUACUAAUCACUUUCGGCAUUAUCACGAUCUUCAUAUACGUAACAGCAGUCAAAGACUGGGUUCAUCGCACACAAUGGAUAUUUUGGGUUGCACUAGCAGUGCUUUUGGUAACCAUGGUGUGUAUGGCUUGCUGCGAGAGUGUACGACGCAAAACACCGUUGAACUUUAUUUUCCUAUUUCUCUUCACAUUGGCGGAAUCAUUUCUGCUAGGUGUAACCGCUACAUAUUAUGCUUCCAGUGAGGUGAUGUUGGCCGUUGGCAUAACAGCUGCUGUAUGCCUCGCCUUGACGCUAUUCGCCUUCCAAACCAAAUGGGACUUCACCAUGUGUGGUGGCGUCCUAUUGGUUGCCAUUGUUGUAUUCCUCAUAUUUGGUAUUGUGGCAAUCUUCAUACCCGGCAAAGUGAUAACGCUCGUCUAUUCAUCGCUGGGUGCAUUACUCUUCUCCAUCUAUUUGGUCUAUGAUACACAAUUGAUGAUGGGCGGUAAGCAUAAGUAUGCUAUUAGCCCCGAGGAGUAUAUUUUUGCGGCGCUCAACCUUUACCUGGACAUUAUCAAUAUUUUCAUGUAUAUUUUGGCCAUAAUUGGAGCGUCAAGGGGAUAAGUUUAAUCAGUAUAAAUACAUACAUAUUAAUGUAUGUACUUAUGUAAGUGUGACAUGGAGAUUAAUUGCCAUAUUGUUUGCUGCGUCGAACAUAUGUAUGUACACCUUAAUUCAAAAAAGCCCUAACCAACAAAUUUUUUAUUUUACAGGAGAAGUAAAAAACAUUAUAAAAAGAGUAUCAAAAACAGGUAGGGAUUUUUAAAAAGUUGCAUGUAGCCCCGCUGUUUUUGGUACUAAC
Rhagoletis pomonella (apple maggot) is the source of this 1564-nucleotide messenger RNA. RefSeq names its product protein lifeguard 1-like. Gene Ontology annotation, cellular component: membrane. NCBI's taxonomy places the organism in Eukaryota, Metazoa, Arthropoda, Insecta, Diptera, Tephritidae. The record is from RefSeq and is a predicted model, not a curated record.